AUGUCCUUUAGGAAAAAGAACAUCUUGAAGGUGAUUAUUCUAGGAGACUCAGGCGUUGGGAAAACGUCUCUUAUGCAUCGAUACGUCAACGAUAAAUACUCACAGCAAUACAAGGCUACGAUCGGGGCGGAUUUCUUGACUAAAGAAGUCACAGUGGACGAUAAAGUGGCUACAAUGCAAGUAUGGGACACUGCUGGCCAGGAACGUUUCCAGUCAUUGGGGGUCGCAUUCUACAGGGGUGCCGACUGCUGUGUUUUAGUCUACGAUGUGACCAAUAACAAGUCUUUUGAAAAUAUCAAGACGUGGAAGGAUGAAUUCUUGGUUCACGCAAACGUCUCAUCGCCAGAGACUUUCCCUUUUGUUAUACUGGGUAACAAAGUCGACGUGGAGGAAUCGAAAAAGUUAGUGACCCCGAAGGCAGCUCAGGAGCUCGCUACUUCUCUGGGUAACAUACCAUUGUUUUUGACCAGUGCGAAGAGUGCUAUUAAUGUCGACACUGCGUUUGAAGAGAUUGCAAGAAGUGCUCUACAACAAAAUCAAAACGACGCCGAUGCAUUCGAGGAAGACUUCAACGAUGCCAUAAAUAUACAGCUCGAUGGCGAACCAAACUCGUGCAGCUGUUAG
Messenger RNA from Huiozyma naganishii CBS 8797, 624 nucleotides. RefSeq names its product Rab family GTPase YPT7 (gene YPT7). Gene Ontology annotation, biological process: regulation of vacuole fusion, non-autophagic. The transcript has a single exon. The coding region runs from base 1 to 624 and encodes 207 amino acids. Gene Ontology annotation, molecular function: GTPase activity; GTP binding. Lineage: Eukaryota; Fungi; Ascomycota; Saccharomycetes; Saccharomycetales; Saccharomycetaceae. Gene Ontology annotation, cellular component: phagocytic vesicle; vacuole; late endosome. The record is from RefSeq and is a predicted model, not a curated record.